Messenger RNA from Brassicogethes aeneus, 15727 nucleotides. NCBI's taxonomy places the organism in Eukaryota, Metazoa, Arthropoda, Insecta, Coleoptera, Nitidulidae. The record is from the annotation of a GenBank genome assembly.
GGCAGAUGCAAUGGCCGCUAGCAGUGGCGGAGUAGAUUGGUGCACUAUACUUAAACCAUUUUUAUCGGCAAUUAACGAUACAACCAAUAAAACAGACCUAAUCGAGUUUUGUUCUUCGAUAGUGAAGAGCAAGUCUGAAAUUUUUUGCAAUAAAGAAACAAGCAAGAAUUUCUACAAUUCUUUUGCAGUCCUUGCAGCAGACUACAUAAGCAGCAAUAGUAAAAAUUUAUCUUCAAGCCAGUUGGAAGUGGUAAGCUCUGCAUGCCGAGUUCUCCUUAAGCACUUGCUCGAUACGCUACAAGUUUGGGCAAGUGAAAGUAGUCGAGACCAGGCUGAGGGCUCAAUUGAGCGCUACCUGAAUGCCGUACAGGUUCUGUGCGUAGGAACGGGUCUGCUAACCGAGCAAGACGUCGCCCGAUUGGUGGACACAAUGAAGGGCGAAAAUUUGCCCCAACAUGCUAAUCCACCCCCAACAGGAAACGAAAAAGAGUCAAGCAAUAAACAGGAAAGCUCCAAAACCCGAUCGGAUUUAUCCGUAAGCAUAUUCGAGCAAUUGACGUUACCGCUAAGAGAUGGCAACAGUGUCAGCGAAGCCGGAAGUAGUGGCGGAUCUGCGCAGGCCGAGGCUGGCAGCAGCAACGAUCCCACUUCUGAAAUUAACAGAUUGUUUCUAAAAGCAAACACUGAAAGUCUGCAGGCCUUAAGAGCCGGCGAUACGCUGGUGGAUUUGUGUUUGAGUCUGCCUUCAAUUAAAAGAGCUAAAACCAAAGUAGAAGAAGCGUUGGCUGGUAAACCCUUCAGUAUUCCCACCAACCACUCGGAAGCCACGGCUCUAAGAAAUGGCUUGUCCUUUAACUUGUCCGAGAUCAACCUGGCCAUGUCGGCCAUCACCUUGCCGGUGCUGGAACCGCUCACUGCCAGCAAACUGGAUAAGCUGUGCAGCCUGGCGAUGGCGGUUUUGCACUGCGCCAUCGGCCAAGCGGCGGCCAGCGCGGUCCUUUCCACCGCGACCGUAGUCUCGCCUAAGUGUUCGUCGCAACAACAACCUGCUGGCGGAAUCAAGGAGGAAGAUUUGGACGCGAACGCGGUGGCUCUGGUCGAAGAGGCGCUCAACAUGUAUCAGUACAUUGGAACUACCAUUAAGUUGUCUACCAGAGCUGGCGGACAUAUAUACCAAAACUACCUGUUGGCCGGAGCCUGGGUGCUCGUAACGGGCCUGCAAACGCACCUCUCCGCCAGCACGUCUUACGACAAAAACCCGCACCUGCGCGACCGCGACGAAAAAGGCCGCAGCCCGUGCAAAUCUCGCGAAGGCUCGGCCCGCUCGGGCCUGCAAAAGUUCCAGCAGUCGUUCGGCGUGCUCUCCGUAGCCCUGGCCAACCGCGCGCUCGCCCUGCUAUCCGAAUUGUUCGACGACUUGCACCUGGAGGUGUGCGGAGGCGCCGGCAACGUCGCUCAAGUCGAACCGGCACCGCUGGCCAUCAUGGGGCAAUUUACGGCCCUUCAAAGAGUCGGCAGGAUACUGGGCGCCGCGCCGUUGAACCACCUGCUGUUCUACCUGGCCAUAGUCAGCUACAGGAAGGCGUGCGCGUUGAAGAGGCUUCACCCGCCAGAGGGCGACACCUUCAGCCAAUCGGAUUCCACGACGUACUACGAGGAUAUGAUCAUUUGUUCGGACGACAGUUCCACGGAUGACGAUGAUAGCGAACCGAUUUUGGGUCAGUGGUUUGAAGAGACCAUCGCACCUCCAGAACCAGUAGAAAGCAAAACUUCACCGUCAUCUGAAAAUGCAGAAACCAAAACCGCGCAAGGAGAUGAUGCCAACUCUAUUGUCCCGCAAAAAGGGGAAGCUCAUGGUUACAUUACCCUGGCCACAAAUCUAUUCACAUUUCUCAACAAGCACUUUUUGUGUUCGAGAAGCACUUACAUAAGUAGGUACGUUAAAAACGGCCUAACCGAGCAGCAGAUGAUUAUUUUGGCGGCGAUUUUGAGAGACUUGGACAGAGAAACGGCUCGCACCGAAACCGGAACAAUUUCGGUGUACUUUGGCGCCCAACUGGGUCAGUUGUACUGCGACUUUUCGGGCGCGCUCACGCGGUUCACUCACAACUUAAUCACGAACCAAAACUUGAGUUCGCUUCAGGCGUGCCUUUUGAAUCACCUGGGCGUGUCCCCCUGGACUUCCGACGUGCCCCACGGGUGGCCCCUUCAAGUCUACCCGAGGACUCUGGCAGUCCUAGCGCAGGUGUUAUUGUUGCGUCCACAAAACGAAAAAGAGGCUUCCGUCAUCAGCAUCUGGCAUAAACUAGUCAACACCUUAAUCGAAAACGUACUGAAUGCACCUCAAGGUGCGACUGAAAUCGAAAACGAAGACUUGAACGUGGAGCACGCGCAGGUGCUCUUGUACCUCUUCCACUCCUUGACCUUGAUGCAGAAGAAGUCGGUGGUUCUCUUGAUGGCGGGCGGGGUGUUAAGAUGCUCGGAGGUGGUGUCUAACCCUCUUAAAGACUCUCAGUUGCUACAUCUGUCGAGACUUUUGCUUCUCUUUGACUAUAUUAUGAAGCAUUUGUACGACGCGCCCAAUUCUUUGCUUGAACCGAUACAGUGGAACUUGUUUUAUUCUACGAAUUUAAACCAACCGAAAGAGAAAGACGGCAACACCACUAGGUUGUAUAUAAUGUGGCAGGAUAUAGAGGUUAAUUACAGGAAAGUCUCCGGUUGCGAUGAAUUUGCGAUGAAGCCUAGGUUUUACGUUUUGACUAAUCUGGAGAUUAACAACCAAGAUGCGCCUAAGUUGGACGGUUUGGCGUGCAAUUUUAUCCUGGGAACCCCCGAUAAGUUGAGGUAUCCUUUGUUGCUCGACGCGCUGAUCAAAAUAUUGAACGUAACGAAUAUGAAGUCUGCGGCCGCGUCUAAGAUGAGUUUUCUGGGGCAGUGCGCGACGCAGUAUUGCUUUACCAUUUGCUGGAGGCUUUUGCAGCUUUUACCGCCGUCUAUAACCUACUUCGAACGCUUGGCGGCAGGGGAGAAUUUUAAGCCUUGCCCUCAGUUAUUGCACUCGCUAAUUUGGGGGCCUCGGUCUUCCAAUAAACACUUCAGCCGCUGGCUCAAAGAUUGCCUGGUGAAACAAGGGAUGUUCACGCAGGUGACUGAUAAGCUGCUAAAAUCGGUUGCCGACGCCGUUAACAACCUCAAAUACGACAUCACCAACGCCAAAAAGUGCGUGGUGACCCUCACGCCAGAAAUCACCGCUGGGUGCAUGGCCAAAGAAGAUUUACCACCCCUGUGGAACUUAAUAUUACUCGACGCGCUUCUGGCUAAAGUCCAAGCAUCUUUGGAGGAAGCCGAGACUCAAAACGCCGCCUCGGAAUCUGCGACUUUAGUUCAAGACCUCCUCCCGCACGUCAUAAAACUCACCCAAGCGAUUCAACACUGCGCCAGGUGGUCUUUACUUCACAGCGCGGUGGAUCAAAGCGACGCCGCGAAGAAACUCAACUUGCAAGAGUUUGAGGGGGUGCAAGAUAUGCUCGCGAUUUCGUCCAAUAGGAACGUCCUCACCAACAGUUUGUCCUCGGAGUUGUCCACAUUGUUGCCGACGGGAGUUUCUUCGGUUCAACAGCAGUGGAACAACUUGGUUCUCGAAGAUAUCACCUCGGUUCCAUUCCAAUCGGACAUAAUCCCAUCCGAAAACUUUAUACUGAAAAUAGUGGACACCCACGUUUCGAGUCUCUCGAUGAGCUCGCCGUUCAGCAUAAAUCUGCCGUUGAAAAGGUUGCUGCAAUGCUUGGUCAAGUUUAUCUGCGAGCACGCUCCCAAAAUCGACAACACGGACACGAAAAACAAGGCCAUAGAGAUGCUUGUAUCUAUCACUCUAGACUUGAGAACCGAGUACCUACACGAAACCGCGUCUAAGACUCUGGACAAAAUGAUUGGGGAGCCGGAAACUGACGAGCACCAGAAAAGAGUGUACUUGAGCGUUCUGGAGCAUACCUACAGAUUGAUAAUCAACUGCACCAGCAAUAACCCGAGUUACUCAGCGAACAUCAACGAACGCGUUCUGUAUCACUGCCUGAAGUUUUACGAGAGAAUAAUCGAGAAAUCCUCCGGCAGACAGGCUCUGGAAGCCUUUUUCUCCGGUGAUAAAGAUUUGGUAAAGGUCUUGAUGUCAGUGUCAAGUCCACAGACGUCGCAGCAAUACAGCACCAGGGUGUUGCACUUCUUCAACAAGCUGUUCCAAGCAGCUGACAAAAGUUCCACGGAUCCCAGCCUCAAUUAUCUGUGUUCCAGCAUCAGCAAACUGGCAAACGUCGAGGCGGAAAAAUUGCAGACUUGGUUGCAGCACAUUAUCAUUGGCGGAAAUAACCCAUCUGUCGCUUCCAUAACGCCCGCACCUUCGACCACAACCACCGGAACAACCUCCUCCACGACUACAAAUUCCAGCGUCGAUACCACCGUAACUUUAAACAAGGGUGGCGUAACUGCGGAGGGCGGUAAGUGGACCAUCACGCAGGUGGUCAGCGACGAGAACAAAAAACCAUCUCUGCGGGAUUCCAAAAAAUCCCUGGUGCAGGAAAACAGUCAGCUACUGCAAGCACUGACGUCGUUUAUCGUGAAGCAAAACAGCAACGUUUCCGAAGACGUGGCCAUCACCAUUCUGAAAGCCUUGAUACCUUUGGGGGAGCAGAUUCUCUCCCCCGCUUUGGAGGGCGCGGGGUUUACGGAGUUGAUGGUGGUGAUGACGAUGCUUGCCGAUGCCGGCACGGGGAGAGGGCAUACGUUGCUGUUUCCGGCUACAGCGGAGUGGAUUGAGAUUUGCAACAAUCACGCUUCCACCAAACAGGUUUUGGAAAAAGUCGGUACAGAUUGCGAGAGCGUUAAUAAAAAUGUCAUGCUGGAAGCGGCGUGUUGCGUUUUGGAGUACGUUAGCGAUGUAGUGGGGGGUAUAACGCAGAGUGCAAAUCAAGCGGGGGUGAGGGCUUUAAGUCCCCCGUGGGAGAGCGAGACGCCUUUGGAUUUGGACGUCGAAUGGCAGGAUGAUGUUAACGAAGAGGAAGACAGUGGAGAGGAUUCCGACGAGGAUUCUCUGUGCAAUAAGCUGUGCACUUUCACUUUUACUCAAAAAGAGUUCAUGAAUCAGCAUUGGUACCACUGUCACACCUGCAGAAUGUUGGAUGGUGUUGGUGUGUGCUCUAUAUGCGCCAGGGUGUGCCACAAAGGCCACGACUUGAGCUACGCCAAAUUCGGCAACUUCUUCUGCGACUGCGGGGCCAAAGAGGACGGUAGUUGUCAAGCGCUGGUGAAAAGAAGCCCGCUAACCAACACAGAAGCUCUCACUAGCGAGUUAACACCCGGUGGUUUCCCCAGCGAGCACUUGCUCACCUCUUCCUUACGCAGAAGAGCCUCGUCUCCGGUGCCUACAGACCAAAUGGUGCUCAACAAGAAACCGUUAAACGUCGUAAAGCAGAUGGACGGGGCGCGGGAGUUUAUCACCGACUAUCUAUCUUCGAGCGGGGUGACGGGUGCGCUGGUGGACUUCAUGGAGACGCUCUUGUCCGCGGUGGAGACGACUUGCAGCCGCAAUUCGCCCGUCGGCUGCCACCAGAGGGCGAUCGAGGCGCUGCAGCAGCUGCACUCGGGCAACAAAAAGUUCCUGCACACCGAUCAGCUGAUGACGCCCACGUUGGGUUCUCAGGAGGGGGCGUUCGAGAACGUCCGCAUGAGCUACGCAGGGGAACAGGGCCAAACCAUAAGGCAACUUUUGUCGGCUCACAUCGUCAGAAGAGUUGCUAUGUGUUGCAUGACUUCCACGCAAGGGCGCAGACAACAUUUGGCGGUGUCGCACGAAAAAGGGAAAAUUACCGUGUUGCAGCUUGCAGCUUUGUUAAAGCAAGCCGAUUCCAGCACCAGAAAGCUGACUUUAACGAGACUGGCGUCAGCACCGAUACCAUUCACGGUUGUAUCUCUUUCGAGCAACCUUUGCAACGAAGAUUUCCUAGCCGUGUGCGGCCUAAAAGAUUGCCACGUUCUAACCUUCACCUCGGCAGGAUCGGUUUCCGAUCAUUUAGUGCUGCAUCCUCAACUAGAAACCGGCAAUUUCAUCAUAAAAGCCAUCUGGCUUCCGGGCUCGCAAACUAAAUUAGCGCUCGUAACGGCAGAUUUCGUUAAAAUCUACGAUUUAUCCACUGAUGCACUGAGCCCGCAGUACUACUUCUUAGUACCAAGCGGGAAAAUUAGAGAUUGUACGUUUAUGUAUGACAGUGCUACCUAUCACAUUCUGUUGAUGUCUUCGCCGGGUCAUAUAUAUACUGAAUUAUUGAACGAGGAGAGUUCGGCAAAACACGGUACUUUCUACGUUACGAACACGUUGGAAGUCAACAUGGAUUUGGUGGAUGUUAACGGCCACGUAGCGGGUGGUGGAGUGAGUAUUUACUACUCGCACACUUUGGGUUUACUGUUUUAUAGCUACUCGCAAGGGAAAAGUUUUAUCUCGCCUAUAACACCAAAGAGCAACACUUUAUCCGUUGUUUUCCCCAUUACAAUACCGGUUACGAGUAAUUCUACAUCCAAAAGUAAUGGGUCUAGAAAUUCCACUACGCAACCGUUGUGUCAGUGGACCGAAAUUCCGAACCACCCGGGUCUAAUUUGCUGCGCCAUGCAGUCGAGCAACAACCCGGUCAUUUUGAUGUUGAAACCCGACGCCAUAAUGAUACAAGAGAUCCGCGUGGUACCCUCGAAAUCCAAGAUAAUGGACAUGGUCCCCAUCAGGCACAGUUCGGGUAACGAUUUAAGAACCACAUUGAUUUUGCUCUGCGAAGAUGGAAGUUUGAAGAUGUUCAUGGCAAACAUGGACCAGACUGGUUUCUGGAUGUCGCCCGGGAUACAACCGUCCAUCGGUAUUACAUCGGUGGCAAAACCGAAGAAGAAAAAGGCGGUGAAAGCCGGAAAACCCUCGUCGAGUUCCGUGGUGUUCCCGGUUGAUUUCUUCGAGCACUGCUCCCCCAUGAACGAAGUCGAGAUUGGCGGGAACGAUCUUUUGCAAGUUUACAACGUGGCGCAGCUAAAACACCGCCUCAACACCACGGGUCUGUACGUGGCUUGCAAUAGACCGUUGGGAUUUACAGUGGAGGUCACAAACAACGACGCAAACACUGUGAUGGUCGGCGUGAGAAUAUUGAUAGGGAGUCAGGACGCGCAGAGGGCGCCGUCGUUCGUGGAGAUCUUCGGCAGGAUCGUUUCGGUCACUUGCACGCGGAGCAGGUGGUUCGACAUACCUUUUUCGAGGGAAGAGAGCCUGCAGGCCGACAAGAAGUUUACGAUUUUAUUCGGGCCGUCUCAGGACCCCGAGACCGUCACCAUGAUCGAUAGUGUCAAGAUUUACGGGCGGACUAAGGAUUCCUUCGGGUGGCCCGAGGAAAACGAGGAGGCUGUGGCCACAGCCAACUCGGCUAACACUCAGGUUAUCUCGACAUCCAACGAAUGCGACCAGCGCCCGAACGGAGUCGCACCCCUAACGAAACUAGAACGCCUCACCGUGGGCAUUUUGGAGUCCCUCGACGGCUCCUUCUCCCUGUCCACCUCCGAGGAAAAGCACUCGGCCUACAAACCGCAAACGUUGAAGAUCGCCACGCAACUGCUAACCAUACCGACCCCGCCCUCGGUGCAGGUGCAAGCCAAAGCGCUACUGUCCACCUUGCACUCGUCCAAGCAGCAGUACCACGCUUACAAGGACCAGGCGCUGUUGCAGCACGUGUUGGCCAGUUUGACGGCCAUAACGGCAGACGCGGAGAAGGCCGACGUGGACGCCGAGAGCUUCUAUCGGCUCGUGCUCAUCGUCAGAGGGAUAGCCAUCGCGAGGCCGCAGAACCUGGUCAAAUUCGCUGACGCGUACACGUCCAUCCAGGACGUCGUCGUUGAUGAUCCUCUCGAACCCAGGAACGCCCCGAGGGAGCACAAAAGCAACCACCUGCUUUUGCUGCUCAUGGACGUUCUCUGGCUUUUGCACUCCUUGAAUCCCGAGAAUCCCACGCUGGCUCCCGUCGUGGUGCCAGGCUUAAAACACACCGAACAAGUUAUUUACGCAUUGGUGGAGAUAGUCCACGCGUUUAAUAGUUGCGAUACAUACAGCAAUAUUACUAUAGGAGUAUACUUGCAACUAUUGCUCUGCAGUGAUUCUGUAAUAGCAUUCAGUGCCAAACAGGCGCUAUGUAAAGUACUUAAACCUAAAGUCAGGCGUAAGAAGGUGUUUAUUCCGAGUCCACCUCAUUGUCCAUCACCACCCAUAGGAAAACAACCGCCCACCAACUCGAAUUCUAGUCAAGAGGAAGACCCGCCUAUCGGCAGGCAACCGCCGCCGCAGCAGCAGCAGCAGCAAUACGAAGUGCACGCGGUCGAGCACCUGGCGAUGCUGCAGCAGCAGCAGCAGCAACCGGACGUCGCUGAAAACCCGCACCACCACAACAUGAACCCGCUGGAAGCCUUGCUCGGAGGCGGCGGCGGGGGCGGCGGCUUCCCGCCGAUCCUCGACAUGCCGCCCGACGCCGACGACGAGGCGAUGGUGGAGCUCGCGAUCGCGCUCAGCCUGCAGGAGCACGACAUGGAGCGCAUGGAGCAGGCGCCGCUGCAGGCGUUGGGGCAGCAGGCGGCCGCGCAGGCGCAGGAGGCGGGACACUACAGCGACACCACCGCCUCGGCGGCCGGCUCGGACGACGAGGGUUCGACCGCCGCCACCGACGGCUCCACCUUGAGGACGUCUCCUGCGGAACAGGGCGGUUCUGCGGCCGGUUCGGAAAGCGGCGGCAGCGGCGUGGAGAGCAUGACCGGCGAGCAGAACGCGUCCGGUCGCAGCUCCGCCUACGGCGACAACAUCCACGAGGCGAUAGCGAUGGCGUCGCGGUCGGACGCCGGCUCGCUGGCCAACGCCGGCGGCGCGGCCGACACGGAGGCGCAGCAGCACGACGACGCGGAGAUGGAAGCGGAGAACGGCGGGCGGCUGCACGUGCUGCGCUUGCAGCUGCUCGAGCGGCUGGUCGAGUACCUGCCGAAUCUGCGGAAGGUGGGCGGGAUCAGGGUGAUUCCGUUUCUGCAGGUCGUCUUGCAGCUCACCUCCGACUUGGACGGGCACUCCGAGAGGGAUUGGAUGUGCCUCAACUCGCUGUUGGCGUCUAUAGUGGUUGAAUUAAACCUGAACAAAGCGAGCAGCGACGACAUCUGCACGAGGACGCAACGCAGAGAAGUGCAGCUGGUUCUGAUGCGACUCUUAAGCGUGUUCAUGUCCAGAUGCAAGACCUCUUCCGCCUCGUCCGCGAGCAAAGCUGCAUCGGACAACUGCACCUUCGUCUGCCGAACGACCGCCUCGUUCCUGCAUCGCGCCGACAUCAUAAGCUACUGCAACAAGCUGCUGCAAUCGUUGCUGGAGUAUUGGAAGAGCGCCGCCAACGAAGAGAAUGCCCACAACGUGGGCGGUAAUCUGCUCAAGGAGCAUCUGCCGCACGCGCCCCCGGAUAUGACGCCUUUCUUCCUCAGGCAGUUCGUUAAAGAGCACGCCACCGACGUGUUCUACACGUACCCGCAAUUGUUGACCGAAAUGGCUUUGCGACUGCCCUAUCAGACCCACAAAAACUCGGAAGUCUCCGAAGCGGUGAACGUGGCUUUCGACAGCUCCUGGUACACGUAUCUGUGCGAGUACAUGAUGACCACGCAAACGCCCUUCCUGCGCAGGCAGGUGCGCAAACUGCUCCUCUUCAUCUGCGGCAACAAAGAAAAAUACCGCCAGCUGAGGGAUUUGCACGCACUCAACACGCAUAUGCGCGGCGUGAAUGUGUGUUGCGCUAAAGGUGGAUACCAAGCGGGUGUUGAGUUGCAACACGGAUUGUCGUUGCCGUACGAUUCUUUGGUGGAACUCGUUGAACAUCUUAAAGCGUGUUUGGAGAUAGCGGUGACUAGAACCGGCAACUGGCAGAGAUUCUGUGUGCACCACGACGAGGUGAUACCGUUUUUGCUCAAAGUUAACUGUCUUUUGGAUGAAGGGGUUGCGCCGACCAUUUUGGGUUUGCUGCAGUGCGCCAUAGUGCACAAUAACACUAGAAAAGUCGAGGUAAAACAGUCGUCAUCAUCGAGAAAAGACAGAGAGAAAUCAGACGAUUCCACUGCCGAAGCUGCGUUCGAAGAAUCCAGUUGCGUCACGUUGGUCGAGCAGAUCAACAAGCAAGUGUCCCGCGAGGUUUUAGCGCGAUUUGUUAAGACGUACAUGCUGGAAACCAACACGUCGAGCGUGCGCUGGCAAGCGCACGCUUUAAUCUUGGCGGUGUACAAAAACUCGAAAAACCCCGAGCAAGAAUCCCUCUUGGAGCUUCUGUGGCAAUUAUGGCCGUUGCUUCCGGCGUACGGCAAGAAAGCCUCUCAGUUUGUCGAUCUUCUGGGCUACUUCUCGCUUAAAUUCACGCAGGUUAACAGCGGCGCGCCGGAAGUCGCCGAAUAUGUCGACAAAGCCGUAACGGUGCUCAGAACGCAGAACGAGUUACUAGCACACCAUCCAAACGCGAAUCUAUACGCGCAUAUGAGUCAAUUUGUCGAUUUGGACGGUUACUAUUUAGAAUCGGAGCCUUGCUUGGUGUGCAACAACCCCGAAGUCCCAUUCUCGAACAUCAAGUUAAGUUCGAUAAAAGUCGACUCUAAGUACACCACUACCACGACGAUAGUGAAGCUUUUAAACAGCCACACCAUCGGCAAAAUAACGGUGCGAAUCGGCGAUCUAAAGCGCACCAAGAUGGUGAGGACCAUCAACAUCUACUACAACAACCGAUCGGUUCAAGCCGUGGUAGAAUUGAAGAACAAACCGGCGCUGUGGCACAAAGCCAAGAAAGUUCAGUUGCAGUCGGGGCAGGCGGAAGUAAAAAUCGAGUUUCCUUUGCCGAUAAUCGCGUGCAACUUGAUGAUCGAGUACGCGGAUUUUUACGAGAAUAUUCAGGCGUCCAGCGAGACUCUGCAGUGCCCGAGGUGUAGUGCUUCCGUCCCUGCGAAUCCUGGCGUGUGCGGAAAUUGCGGUGAAAACGUGUUUCAAUGUCAUAAAUGCCGCGCUAUUAACUAUGACGAGAAGGAUCCCUUUUUAUGCCACGCUUGCGGUUUUUGCAAGUACGCUAAGUUCGACUUCGCUCUAUCAGCGAGACCCUGCUGCGCUGUAGAGCCGAUUGAGAACGAUGAGGACCGUAAAAAAACCGUCUCGAGCGUUAAUGCUCUCCUAGAGAAAGCCGACCGUGUUUACAAGCAGUUAAUCGCGAACAAACCCACGUUGGAAUCACUGGUGAUCAAAAUCACGGAACACCGCUCGGAUAGGCGCGGAGAUGAUCAACCGGCGGUUCAAACGGUCGCCGCCGCGGUUGCCCCCAUUCCCACAGUGCAAGUGAAAGUAAAUAAAACCAUACAAAUGCUCGCGCAGCAGUAUUGCACCGAAUGCAAAACUUCUUUUGAAGAACUCAGCAAGAUUAUACAAAAGGUGUUGGUGUCGCGUAAAGAACUCGUCGCGUACGAUAGAAAGCACCGCGACGUGGACAUGCAGCCCAAAUCCGCGCCGCUGUUAAACGAGACCGCCCCGUUGAUGUGCAACAACAGGUGUUACGGGUGCUCUACGGCUGCCACGGAACAUUGUCUCACUCUAUUGAGAGCUUUGGCGACAAACCCGGACACCAGACAAGUUUUGUGCAAUAAAGGUUUGAUACAGGAGUUGGUGUGGAAUAAUUUGCGCAAAGGCAGCGUUCAAAUACAAGAGGAAGUCAGGCAGUUAUUGUGCGUUCUGACGAGAGACAACCCCACCGCCACAGAAGAGCUUUGCAGUCUUCUCAACGAGCGCAUAGCGCUGAGCCUGUGCGGCCACGUCGGCGGUUCGGAUCUGGGGGCGGGGGUCCGCCACGAGAUUUCCCUGCUGGCCGCGAUGGUUCAGAAAGAGGACGAGUGCUGGGAGUCGAAGUUGCGCUGCAUGAUGGAGCUGUUUCUGAUGGCCUGCAACGACUCGAAGAGCCCGCUGGUGAUGGAGUCGGUGAUCCUGCCGUGCCUCAAGAUCCUGCAGGGACUGAUGAAGGGGCCCGCCGCUUCCUCCAAGAAGACCAAAGAAAAGCAAAGUACAUCGGGUACCGCCCUGGCGAAGCCAAGCUUGACCGGAAUCACGGUCGACGUUUACAAGUGGCUAAACAAAGAACCCAACCACACGUUCGCCGGCUGGCGAAGCAGAAUUUUCCACAAAACUGAAAACGGCACCCCGCUACCGACUGCGAAAGAAGAAGUCAGGAAGUUCUACCUCAUGCAGAAAUAUUCGGGAAGGUGGCGCAAAAAUCUGAAGAAGUCGAUUUGCGAACCGUUAGAGUUGAAUCAUUCGGCGUGGCUUCAGGCGGUUUUGUUUAAUACUAGUUCCCGACUGGCGAGGCAAGUGGCCAGUAAUAUAGUGGAGCAAAUGUGCAACACGCCUGAGAGGAAGAAAGCCAUCCUCAUUCUCCUGACGUGCUUUUUGGACGGGUUGAGCGCAGCCGGGGAAAGCGCGGCGGAGUUUCUAUCGCUGUAUCAAAAUUUGAUACAGGAGGCGCCGUGGAAGCAAUACUUAACGAUGCAAGGGGUUUUGUUGGUUUUAGCGCAUUUUAUUACAGUGGAAAUAGAGCAGUUGCACCGCCUGGAGGAGACCACUUUGACGUCUGAUUUGGCGCAGGGUUACGCCUUGUACCAACUAACCGAACUGCUGGCCUCCUUUCUGGAUGACGUGGCCAUUAGAAGGCAGUACAAAGGAAGACUGGUGGGGGCGGUUUUGAACGGGUAUCUGUCGCUGAGGAGAUUGGUGGUGCAGCGAACGAGAUUGAUAGACGAUACGCAGGAAAAACUGCUGGAGUUGUUAGAGGAGAUGACGAGUGGAACGCAGAAAGAAACGAUUUCGUUUAUGGCUGUGUGCAUCAAGACGGUGCAAAAUUACAGUUUACAGGAUAUCUUGACGCCGGUUUUCAUCUUCGAGCGGCUUUGCUCGAUAAUUUACCCCGAAGAGAACGACGUGGGGGAGUUUUAUCUCACUCUCGAGAAGGAUCCGCAGCAAGAAGACUUUUUGCAGGGGAGAAUGCUGGGCAACCCCUACUCCAGCUUGGAGGCGGGUUUAGGGCCAUUAAUGCGCGACGUGAAGAACAAAAUCUGCCAGGACUGCGAACUGGUAGCCCUACUUGAAGACGACAACGGAAUGGAGCUGUUAGUCAACAACAAGAUCAUGAGUCUCGAUCUGCCGGUGAAAGAGGUGUACAAGAAGGUGUGGUUGGCGGAGGGGGGAGACCACGACGCGAUGCGGGUGGUUUACAGGAUGCGCGGACUGCUGGGAGACGCCACCGAGGAGUUUAUAGAAACUUUGAGCAACAAAACGCAGAACGAGGUGGACAACGAGAAGGUCUACCAGAUGGCUAACGUUCUGGCCAAGUGCGACGGGUUGAAGGUCAUGGUGCAGCGCUUGGGGGCCAUACAGAACGUGUGGAGGGCCAGGCCGCUGCUGCAGGUGCUUCUGAAGCUGUUCAGGUUGAGCGUAAAAGUAACCAAAUGCCAGGAUGUAUUGAUUCAACCCGAACUUGGUGCUAUGGGGGUCUUCCUUCGCACCUUGCAGAUGUGUCUGGAAGGCGAAAACUCCAGCCAGGCCGCCGUUACGGAACAACUUUUGGACAUAAUGGAGACGGUGUUAUCCAAGGCCACCGGCGAGUCGUUCGAGAACUUCGAGAAGUUCUCGCGCACGUUCGGCGGGCCCGAGUACGUGCGAUCGCUGCUGACGUGCACCACGCACUCGAGCGUGCGCAGCAACCAAUCCGUGCUCGUUCAUCUGACGCGCGUCCUGGCGGCUCUCGUUUACGGCAACGAGGAGAAGAUGGAAAUACUGCUCGACAACUUCAAGCCGGUGCUCGACUUCGACAAGUACGACGUCGAGCACAGCCAGGUGGAUCAGCAGAAGCUCGAGAUGUUCUGCGUGCUAACCAACGGGAUCGAAAAGAACGCAAUAGGCAACACAUUGAAGGACUACAUAAUAUCCUUGGACAUAGUAACUCACGCUUUGGAAUACAUUACAUUCCAUGCGCCCUGCGUAAAACCGACUCUGGUUCGCACCGAUAGCGACGAACUGAAAGAUUUCAUUUCCAAGCCUGCGCUCAAGUUCAUCCUGAGAUUCCUCACCGGGAUGGCGCAUAGUCACCAAAACACGCAGCUCGCCAUAUCGUCGGCCAACACGAUAUCCAUCAUCCACCGCUUGGAGCAGGUAUCGUCGGACGAGCACGUCGGCUCGCUGGCGGAAAACCUGCUCGAAGCGUUGCGCACGAAUCCGAAGGUGGCCGAGCAGAUCGAGGAGGCGCGCGAGUUCACGCGCAGCGAGAAGAAGCGCCUGGCGAUGGCGAUGCGCGAGAAGCAGCUCGGGCAGCUGGGCAUGCGCACCAACGACAAGGGCCAAGUCACCGCCAAGUCGACGAUACUGCAGCAGAUCGAGGAGCUCGGCGACGAGUCGGGGCUGGUGUGCUGCAUAUGCAGGGAGGGGUACAAGUAUCAAGCCACCAAGGUGCUCGGCGUCUACACCUUCACCAAAAGGUGCAACGUGGAAGACUUCGAGGCCAAGCCUCGCAAAACCGUCGGCUACACCACCGUCAGCCACUUCAACGUCGUGCACAUCGACUGCCACAUGAGCGCGGUCCGAUUAGCUCGCGCCAGGGACGAGUGGGAAUCGGCCGCGUUGCAGAACGCCAACACCAAGUGCAACGGGCUGCUGCCGCUGUGGGGCCCGCAGGUGCCCGAGUCGGCCUUCGCCAGCUGCCUGGCGCGGCACAACACGUACCUGCAGGAGAGCACGAACCACCGCGACGUCGGCCAGAACUCCACGGUGCACGACCUGAAGCUGCUGCUGCUCAGGUUCGCGCACGAGAAGAGCUUCCACGAGGACACGGGCGGCGGCGGGCCGCAGAGCAACCUGCACGUCGUGCCCUACUUGGUGCACGUCGCCCUCUACGUCAUCAACACUACCAGGGUAAACAAACGCGAAGAAAGCAGCCUAAUGUGGUACGUGGAGUGCCUAAGCGCGGAAAAAUGGGUGGAAUCUUGUUACGAAGCGGAAGGUCCGCUCUACUGGACCACCAUGUCCAUACUGCUGCACUCGCAGAAGCAGUGGAACAAACACCGGCUCGCGCACCUGAAGAGGUUGAUAAUAUGCGCGCACGUGCGUAAUGUGCAACCUACGGGGCCCGCCAAAACGAUAGCGGACAAGCAGGAGAAACCGUACGCGGUCUACAAGCCCUACCUGCUGUUUUUCGGCGUCGUAGACGGCAUCUACGAGAACUUCUUCAAGAAUGUUAGUGGGGCUGAGGAUCAGUGGCCGAAUAAUUUAGCGGAUUAUAUUAGACACAACGACGAAGCAUUAAUGAAGUCUUCAGAGAAGUUAUUGUCCACCUACACAGAAGAACUUUUGCCGUGUACAUCUUUCGCUGAAUUCUGUGAUGUUGCAGGCUUAUUGGAUGUAAUUCAAAGUCCUGAUACCUUCAUAACUGAUCUUCUAAAUGGUCUGUAAUUUCCAUAUAUUGAAAAUAUGUUGUUAAAUUUAAAAAAUAAAGGCUGUUCUGAAAUUAUUUAAAUUAUCUUAUAUGCUUUGCUGAUUGCUUAUGUGUAUUAAACAAUUUAGCUUUACAUGGAUUUUUAGUUAUUAAAUUUAUGUCAUAAUUGUAAACAUAUAAUAAAUUAUUUAAAUGAA